GGGCGUGUGCCCUGUCACUGGUCACGUGACCCGGAACAUGUCGGGCUUAAUUCCUGCGUUGGAUUGCUCUCAGCUGCUGAACCUCUGCGCUGCGCAGUGCAAACCCUCCGCCCGACACGUCACGACCCCCGCGCCGCAGGUGGACUCCCCUCGCCGCACCAUGUCGGCAGACGAAGCUUUCGUGACACUUGCCACAAAUGACAGCUACGCCAAGGGAGCGAUGGUUCUCGGCCAGUCGUUGCUGAACCACAGAACCACAAGGAAACUGGUCGUGCUCGUGGGACCUCACGUUGCUGAACCCUGCAGAGACGCCCUUCGCUCCAUCUUCGAUGAGGUGCUGGUGGUGGACGUUAUGGACUCGGGCGAUGCAGCUCAUCUGUCUCUGAUGAAGCGCCCGGACCUGGGAGUGACAUUCACCAAGCUGCACUGCUGGAGUCUCACGCAAUACAGCAAGUGCGUGUUCAUGGACGCCGACGCACUGGUGCUGUCGAAUAUAGAUGAACUCUUUGAGCGAGAGGAACUGUCUGCCGCGCCGGAUCCUGGUUGGCCGGACUGUUUCAACUCCGGCGUGUUCGUCUUCAGACCGUCCAAUGAGACGCACGAGAAGCUGCUCGCGUUCUGCAGUGAGAACGGCAGCUUUGAUGGUGGAGAUCAGGGGGUUCUCAACACUUUCUUUAACACCUGGGCGACGGCAGAUAUUUCCAAACACCUUCCAUUCAUCUACAACCUCAGCAGCAUCGCCAUCUACUCCUACCUGCCAGCAUUCAAACAGUACGGCCGCGACGCCAAGGUGGUGCAUUUCCUCGGAAAGAUGAAGCCAUGGAACUACUCCUACGACGCUCAGACGGGCGAGGUCAAAGGUCACUGCCUGUCCCCCGACCAGUGCCACCUGCAUCCCGACUACUUGCUCAUGUGGUGGCGGCUGUACGCCCAGUCGGUGCAGCCUCUGCUGCAGCAGACGUACGGCGACGCUCCGUUCGACAGCGGCUUCGCCGACGCCAGCGCGGAGGGCUUCAAGCUUCACGAGGAUUCGAAGGAGAACCAGGCCCCCUUAGCUCCGCCCCCACAGAAGGUUUCAUCGGAGGAGAGAAAGCUGCGCUGGGAAGCGGGCCAGAUCGACUACAUGGGGGACGACUCCUUCGACAACAUCGCACGAAAGCUUGACUCAUUCCUAAAGUAGCCCGCUGGCGGGGCGGCGUGAGUGUGCGCUGUGUGGGCGGAGAUUUCAAGCACUGCUCAGCCAAUCACAGGGGCUUGACGAAGGCCUCUGUGCAACGUUGAGCCUCACUCUCUGCGUUCUAUCGUGUUUGUGUGUGAGAGGGGGGAGAGAGGGGGGGGGGGGUUGACACAGUUCCCACGCACUCCCACCCUUCAAUUCUCCCCCUCAAAGGAUGAGUUUGAUAUUUAAGGAAAUACACUUUAACUUUCUCGCUCAGCAGCUAGUUAGCUUAGCAUUAAGACGUCUCACUCAGUUUGUGACCUCAAGACAAAAAAAAAUCCCAAUCCUACAGAUGUUUAUAUCUCUCCUGAAAGAUAAGAUCUGCCAUGGAAAAUUCUAUAUAUACACCGACUGCUCUUCUUUUGGCUAAGCGGUUAAAGAUAACGAUGAGUGGAUGCUCUUCCCGUCCGCUGCUAAACAGGUUGCUUAAAGGAUGUAGUGUUGGUUCAAAGAAUGUUUUGACCCAGCAGACAUUUCAUAAAUACCCACAGACCGUAAACGUUUGUGUAAAUUCAACCAUUAUCUAAUGUCACGGUCCCUGUCCAUGAAUGCCAAACGGGUAACAUGACAAUGUUUAACACAUACAAUCUCAUCAGAUCCCAAGCAAAGUGUACUCCCAAAUUGUCAGACUCGGUCUUAGUGUUCUUGUGCAUUUGAUGGCAAUAGGAAGACUCAGGACUGUGAAUCUAACUGUGGAAACUUCCAGCAACAAAAACAGAUAAAAAUCAUUAAGUUUAAAAGUUGUUUUUGGAUUUUGGCACAACUCCCUUCUUGCAAUAAGUAUUUAAACUACUUCAAAGCAGAUCUGCGGCACUGGCUCAUCUCCCUCUCAUAGUCCCUGCCAGGUGUGUCGAUCUCCCUUUAGAAGGCUCCCCUGUCUGAGUUCAUUUGUGUCAUUUCUGGUCUCAGAGACACAGGCUGGUUAUGUUUGUCUGGCAAAAAAAAAAAGUUGGUCACUAAUGAAGUACUUCCACCCACAUCCUGAGGCGCUGUUGGUUGUCUUGUGUGUAUUGGUGGGAUUUGUGCGCUCCAGGCAUCUGUACCUGCAUGUUAUGCAACGUCCCUCCCAGACGCACGUCGGUACGUCUCUGACGUCACUUCCUUUCCGUUGGGUUACCAGCUGCCUUAUUGCCGCUCACUGUUUACAGAACCCCACUUACUGUAACCGCUGCUCGUAGCACAACACGUCCCUCCUUUUGUUACUGACGCCUCCUUUACUUAACUCCAGCUGUUAGAAGUAUAAUUUAUAGCUAAGAAUGAAAGCACACUCCAAUACGGAGCUGGAAAGGUCGAGAGAAAGGAUGUGUUUUUUUUUUUGUGAUCUUUCCAGCCAGCUUGACCCUGAAUAUGCAUGAGUGUGGAAGAUCAGUUACUUUAGAUCGGUCCUGUCACCUGUUAACUGUACAUCCCUGUAGAAGUGCUAAUAAAAGAACUGAUGAAGAACAA
Gasterosteus aculeatus aculeatus (three-spined stickleback) is the source of this 2665-nucleotide messenger RNA. It is a transcript of the gene gyg1a, whose product is annotated as glycogenin 1a. Gene Ontology annotation, molecular function: glycosyltransferase activity. NCBI's taxonomy places the organism in Eukaryota, Metazoa, Chordata, Actinopteri, Perciformes, Gasterosteidae. The record is from RefSeq and is a predicted model, not a curated record.